Molecule: messenger RNA, 591 nt
Organism: Ilex paraguariensis (yerba mate)
Lineage: Eukaryota; Viridiplantae; Streptophyta; Magnoliopsida; Aquifoliales; Aquifoliaceae
Source: the annotation of a GenBank genome assembly
AUGGCUGGUCUCACCAGCACCUUCCCCUUUAAACCCCUACUCUCCAAACCCAAACCAUCACCAUCACCUCCACUUUCUCUAUCUUUAUUCGACUCCAAACUCUUCGGCCUCCGCCUACCCAAUUCUAAUUCAUUCACUUCCGCCUCUCCCAUUUCAUCUGCCUCCCCAGUGUCCAUCUCAGCCCGCUACGGCGGAGGCGGCGGAGGUUCUUUCCGGACGGGGCCCAGGGACUACCAGCGGUCUCGCUCCGAUGAAGAUCCAUCUCUUGAUAUGUCCACUAUAAGGUCAGAUAGUGUGAGGCUCAUUGAUGAAAAUCAAAACAUGGUUGGAAUAGUGUCUAAAAGUGAAGCUCUUCAAAUGGUUGAAGAUGCUGAGCUUGACCUGGUGGAAGUCAUUGAAUUUUUGCCAAGGUCGAGAUUGUUGAUAGAGGCGGCUAAAGGUGACUCUAAUUCAAAGAUUGGCGCUGUCCGACAAGAAAAUCCGGCGCCAAUAUGUGGUGUUGGUGGCGUUGUCAGUGGGCACGAUGUGUUGACGCUAGAAGACAAGGAACUGCAUGGAAGUUUUCUGUGGAGAAAGCUGCAGAAACGUUAA